Messenger RNA from Coturnix japonica (Japanese quail), 7929 nucleotides. Lineage: Eukaryota; Metazoa; Chordata; Aves; Galliformes; Phasianidae. The record is from RefSeq and is a predicted model, not a curated record.
CAGGAGGGGAGGAACCUUGUUUGGCGGAGAGGGGAAGGACAAAAGAAACUUGAAACUGGCUUUCCUUGUGGCAUGUCAGUCCUGAACACCCCCCCCUCUUCCCCACCCCCUGCUCGUUAAAUGAAAGCACCUGAGGAACACGAGAUUGCCUGCGUGAGAGGGAGGGCUGGUGCUGGACUGGGUGAGGGAGCAGAAAGGCGACUUGUGGCUUUGUGGUGUGGCUUACACUGAGAUCAGAGCUAGCGUGCCUGGGGGUGGGAGCAGGAGGAGAAAGGGCACCUGAUGCCAGCUGCCAAUAUGACAGAAACCCUGCAGCUCCCUGCCCUGCAAGUCCCAGAGCAGCAGGUGGUGGAGGGCAGCCGUGCCUGGUCCAGCUCAUCCACCCCCACCCUGCGCAGGAAGCGCUUCAAGAUGAGGCGGAUGAAGAAUGUGCAGGAGCAGAGCCUGGAGGCCGGCAGUUAUCAGCAGGAUUCUCCUUCCUCCAGCAAGGAAUACCUGCAGCUCCCAUCCAUUGAGAUCACCCCCUCCAGUGAUGAGGACACUCCCUGGUCCAACUGCUCCACACCCAGUGCCUCCCCGCGCCGCAAGCGCUUCCUUCUGCGGAAGUGGCUGCGUGUCAGAGAGAAGAAGGAGUGCAGUGAGAGCAGCAGCCAGCAGAGCAGCCAGCAGAGCAGCCACGAUGACGACUCGUCCCGGUUCUUGAGCCCUCACACUCGUGACGACAGUACUGCCAGUAACUCAAACCGCAGCACGCCUGCCUGCUCCCCCAUCCUGCGCAAACGCUCCCGGUCCCCAACACCGCAGGACUCCCAAGGAGACACCAUGGUGGAAAAAGGCUCAGACCACUCGUCAGACAAAUCCCCUUCCACGCCGGAGCAGGGUGUACAGCGGAGCUGUUCCUCUCAGUCGGGCCGCAGUGGGGCCAAGAACUCCAAGUCACACAAGCGCCUCUCCAAAAAAAGCCAGAGUUGGUAUAAUGUAUUGAGUCCGACCUACAAACAACGGAAUGAAGAUUUCAGGAAACUCUUCAAACAUCUUCCCGACACGGAGCGCCUCAUUGUAGAUUACUCAUGUGCGCUACAAAGAGACAUUCUCCUGCAGGGCCGCCUCUACCUCUCUGAAAACUGGAUCUGCUUUUACAGCAACAUCUUCCGCUGGGAGACGCUGCUGACAGUUCGCUUGAAGGAUAUCUGCUCGAUGACCAAGGAAAAAACAGCACGGCUCAUUCCUAACGCCAUCCAAGUUUGCACUGACACUGAAAAGCACUUUUUUACUUCCUUUGGGGCUCGAGACAGGACGUACAUGAUGAUGUUCAGACUCUGGCAGAACGCUCUCCUUGACAAGCCUCUCUGUCCAAAGGAGCUCUGGCACUUUGUCCACCAGUGUUAUGGGAACGAGCUGGGUCUGACCAGCGAUGAUGAAGAUUAUGUGCCUCCUGAUGAUGACUUCAACACAAUGGGUUGUAGCUGUACUGAGAGGUGUAAACAUAAAAACCUGUGUUCUCUGUGGCGUCUCAGCUACUGUGAAGAAAUCCCUGUGGAAGAGAAUGAAGUCAAUGACAGCUCUUCAAAAAGCAGCAUGGAGGCCAAGCCAGAAGCUAGCCCUCAGCUGCCAAAGAAAUCAGUAACUGCCAGCACACUGACAUCCACAGGGAGCAGUGAAGCACCAGCCUCGUUUGAUGGGGUGCUACCAGAAGAGGAGGAGGUGGUAGCAGAGAGUCCUGUGGAAAAAGACCUUGGCAUUGCAAAUAUCAUGGGAGAGAAAAUAGAGAUCAUUGCCCCUGUGAACUCCCCUUCCCUGGACUUCAAUGACAACGAGGACAUUCCCACUGAGCUCAGUGACUCAUCUGAGACCCAUGAUGAAGGUGAAGUCCAGGCAUUUUAUGAGGACUUGAAUGGCCGUCAGUAUGUGAACGAAGUGUUCAACUUCAGUGUGGACAAACUGUAUGACUUGCUCUUCACGGACUCCCAAUUCCAGAGGGACUUCAUGGAACAGCGCCGGUUCUCCGAUAUUAUCUUUCACCCCUGGAAGAAAGAAGAAAAUGGCAAUCAAACCAGAGUGAUCUUGUACACCAUUACCCUCACCAACCCUCUGGCUCCCAAAACUGCCACUGUCACUGAGACACAGACAAUGUACAAAGCCAGCCAAGAAAGCGAGUGCUAUGUCAUAGAUGCAGAGGUGCUAACUCACGACGUCCCCUACCAUGAUUAUUUCUACACCAUUAACCGCUACACAUUGACUCGUGUUGCCAGAAACAAAAGCCGACUCAGGGUUUCCACAGAGUUACGUUACAGGAAGCAGCCUUGGGGGCUGGUAAAAUCCUUCAUUGAGAAGAACUUCUGGAGUGGCCUAGAAGAUUAUUUCCGUCAUUUAGAAAGUGAAUUGACCAAAACAGAGAGCACAUACCUGGCUGAGGUCCACAGACAAUCCCCCAAAGAGAAGGUGAGCAAGCAAUCUACAGUCCGCAGGAGGAAACGGGCCCAUGCCCAUCUGCGGGUGCCGCACUUGGAGGAGGUGCUGAGUCCAGUCACCACCCCCACGGAUGAGGAGGUUGCUCACCGAAUCAAGCACGUGGCAGGUUCCACACAGACGAGGCACAUCCCCGAGGAGAGCCCCAGUGGCUUCCACCUGCAGAGCGUUUCCAAGCUGCUCCUCGUCAUCAGUUUUGUGAUCUGUUUCAGCCUGGUGUUGCUGGUCAUUCUCAAUAUGAUGCUGUUCUACAAACUUUGGAUGUUGGAAUAUACCACCCAGACGCUCACAGCGUGGCAGGGCUUGAGGCUACAGGAAAGGUUACCCCAGUCGCAAACAGAAUGGGCCCAGUUACUAGAAUCCCAGCAGAAGUAUCAUGACUCAGAGUUACAAAAAUGGCGUGAGAUCAUCAAAUCCUCUGUGAUGCUUCUAGACCAGAUGAAGGAUUCACUAAUAAAUCUCCAGAAUGGCAUCGGGUCCCGGGACUUCGGGUCAGAUCCAGAGGAGAAACGGAAACGUUUCCACUAACAGGCAGGAAUACAGGAGGCCAGAGGACGGUGUGCAAUAUGUGUAAAUAGGAUAUAUAAAUAUAUAUAUAUAUAUAUAAAUAUAUAUACAGAAUAUAAAUAUAUAUAUUAUAUACAGAUUUUAAGAGAAAAAAAAACAAAACAAAAAGCCUACGUACUGAGAGGAAGGACUGACCUCCAACACUGGCUGAAAUGGAGGGUCUCAGUGGUAGUGUGGGGUGUGUGUGUGCGUGUGUGUGUCUAUGGGAGGGCUGUGCUCUCCUGGCACUGAGGUUUGCUUAGGGAUGCACCCAGGUGUGCAACCCUGGGCCUGUUUGCAUCACUGUUCUGUAAUAUUCCUGGCUGUCCGUCUGUCUGUCUGUUCUGUUUGUUGUUUCAAAGGGAAGCAUCAGAGUGAAUGCCCCUCCCCUCCCUGCGCAUGAAGGUCCCUGACUGAUGAUAUGUAUCUACACAUAUAAAGGGAACACUGUCAACUUUCUUACCUUGCUGGCUUCAGGGCAGAGAGGUUUUGGCAAUCACCAUCGAUCCCUUACAAAAUGAUCCCCCCAUUUGGAGAGAAAGGCCUCCAGAGGAAUUGCUGUAGGUCUGUGGAGAGCAGGUCUCCCUGGCAAUCAUCUUCUAUGUCUCUUGGAGCAGAAAUGCAAUUUGCUGCCAUGCUGGUCAGCCUGGUUCAGAGAGCAAAGCACAGAACGUAAACAAGCCUGAAAUGCUUCCUCCAAACACUUAGUUUGCCUCCUCCUGUAAAUUGAUAGUGCAUUAAUAACCAAGGAGAUGGAAGGGAGCAGGAGUGUCUGCCCACACGGUGCUCAGAGGGAGGAGAGCCACACUGCAGAAAGCACACUUCCAUUUCUUUUGACAGUGUCCCCUUUACUUUUGCUGUGGUUCUCUGCUUUCUGUGUGCUUGGGCCCCUGCCAUUAAGCCAUCCCUGUGCUGAAGAUCUACAUCGGUGCUGACAAGGGCUGCCUGUGGGACUUUCUCCAACAGGGAGAGUGGCCCAGCUUCAAAAGAAAACCAAAAUGAGUAUUGAUAUGUGAGCAUUCCUUCCUGCCAAGCUGGGUGCUGUUAGCACAAUGUGGAGUGGGAGUGCUAAGGAAACAGCAGAACUGCUCUUACUGUCCUGCUCGGUGAAUUUACCUCUCAUCCCUGGUCUGUGAGAUGGUUUUGCUCGUACCUCUCAGCUCUCACCUUUACUUCUGUGCUACGUAGGAAAAGAAUUUUCAUCCUUGAAGACAGAAAAAGUGCUGCCAAGGGGUGUGGGAUGGACCUGAGUGUUGUCCACAAUGUAAGGCAGUGACUGGGAUCACUCCUAAGCUAGACAGCACUGCAAUGGCUCCUUAAGCAAGUCAGGUGGCAGAUGUGUUACAAAAACAGUCUGCAUUUUUACUUCUUCCAUGGCAUUUCUCCAUAUUCCCAUUAGCAGCCACAUGAAGGGCAGAGGGACUGUGCACUGGGUGGGAUGGGGGGUGCCCGAGUAAGCAAUUAAUAAAUGCUUUGUAAUCUUACCCAGCCAGGUAGGUUAGGUGAUGGGUGAGGCACUCAGUCUCCACCUUUGUUCAGAACCUUUGUUCAGAACCAGGCCAUGUCCACCUCCAGGAAGGAGUCAGCUGUGUGUUCCCCACAAGAAAUGCUGCAGGUCUCAUGUAUUCAGUGGUCUUUAGCUCUAACUGGCACUGAAAAAGCAGGGAACAUAAGGGUGAGUGAGUGUUUAUUUGCAUCUUGGAAUAGCAGGAACACUAAUCCAUGCAGCUGGGGAAAACCCUCACAGCUUUCACAGCCCAACCAGGGCAAGGUACCACUGUUAGAAUAACCUGCUGAUUUCUCCCAGCCUGCCUAAUAAUUGAAUGACCGAAUGCUAGACACAGUAUGACUCAGAGAAGACGACUCACAAACAGGUUAUUGAAUGCACUUAAAAGACUGUGAAAGCAAGGUACAAUUGGCAAUGCCUCGGGAACUAGGGAGUAACUUGUAUUUAUGACUGUUUCAUUUCAUGCUGCUGACUACUGUGCUGCUCCCUGACUUCUUCCAGGGAUGCUGCUCAAAUGGCUGCUAUACAAUGAAUCUGAGCUGCUAGAGCCUGAGAAGGGCAUUCUGCUGCUCUCACCUUGGGACCAGGGGGCCCCAGUUCCCUGCUGCUGAUUUGCCACACUGGCUGAGAUACCCCUUUGCAUCUCCCACAGUUGCUAAGCACAGAAGAAAGCUUUGCAGCCCAUCUUUCCCCCUCUUUUAGUAUUUAGGGUUCAAAAUAAAUGCCAGUAGCUGGAAAAGGCUGCUUACCGAUCUGACAUUCCCUUUGCUUAAGUGUGCAUCCUCCUCCCUAUGCAGCAUCACUGCAGACCAUGGUCACGUUGGGUUCUGGAUGUUCCCACUGGUACAGCUUCCUUGGGCUUGGCCUUAGAGACAAAUUAAUGUCAGGUUACACACAGGCUGCUGUAAAAGCAUUCAUCACUACUAUUCAUUUUGCCUGCACGUUAAACUGGGUUUAAUGUGUUUGAAGUAAAUAAUCUGGCAAACAAAGCUGGGUUUGGAUUUGCUGGAUUUUGGCAGCUACAAAAGAGACUGGCAAAGAAACGUGGCUCCAGCCAAACGUGCACAUUGAUGCCAACAGAGAGGAGCCAAUUUGUGCCAAGUUAAGAUGCCACCAUCAGCAGGAGGGAGAUGACAGAGCUCUGCCUUGCCUGUUUGUCACCUGCUCCUGUAGGAGAAUACACCACUAACCCUAGCUUGAUAGAACUUCAAUAAAUACCUUUUAAUGGUUACCUACAAGGAAAUGUUUGGGUUAUGGCAGCUGGGAUGAGCUCAAGUUGAAUUAUUUGAGCACUUUUCCCAUCAGACAGGCCCUGUUUGUUUCAGAAGCUCACUUGGGUGAGAUGGGGACAGACUCACCUCCUGCUCACCCCCUCAGCACCAACCUACAUAGCCUACACCUAUCUGCUUUUCCCCACCUUUAUAGGAGGCAGUAGAGAGUUCAAUUUCCAAUUAGCAGCUGGGAACACUUAAGAUGAGACCUCCUAGAUGUGCUCUGCAGUGAUUUCUGUGCAGACAGAGGUGACAGGUAGGCCUGCAAUACACCAAAGCUGUGUAAAACACCUGCAAGCCUCAUAGUUUGGCUGCAUAUAAGAAGUGUGUCUCUAUGCUUGCUCCCAGGUGAGGUAUGUACCAAACUAACCAUGUUCCAGCAUACCAUCAGGUAACUCUCUGAGUUUCCUUUUCCCAACCAGGAUAACAGGCUGAUGACUUUCUAAUUUAGAAGGCAGGGAUUUCUGGCUCCACAGGAUGCUGACAUUGGCACAAAGCUCAAACUGCAGACCUCAGUGCUUGCAGCUGGAGGCAGGAGGGGCAAUUCCGUCCCAUUUCUCAGGGCAGCUGGCAGAGCUGUGUUGGCAGAACAGCUCUGAGGGAUGUGCUCAACCCAGACAGUUCUGCUGCCAUGGAGAAGUUCUGUGGUGGGUUCAUGUAGAUUCUGGCUUGGUCUUUUCAGACAGUCUCAGCAGGGGCUUGUUUAAAAACAAUACACAAAUAACAGAGACUCUUAAACCAAAGCACCCGAGGUAAGUAGCUUGCAAAACAUCUGUGUCGGUGUAGUUGCUGAGGUGUGACUGUGCUGACUUUUGGGCCCGUUCCCUCUGCCUGGCAUGCUCUGAUCUCCGUGCUUUGCACCCUCCCCUGCACGAGUCUCUUUGUGCCAUAAUACCUUUCUUUCUGAGAUGUGCACACUGGCCAAACAAUAUCCUCAUGUCUUUACUGACUGAGAUUAUCCCCUUACCCAGCCAGACAGCAUGGGCUUCAACCCUCUGCAUGGAUCCUGCUGUGCCAUGCUCCCCUCUCCCACACGUUCUGCAGUGCUUGCUAUGGCUUUUCCCUCUCCCCACACCCCUCUCUGCUGCCAGACAAUCAUUCCCCUUAGUCGUGGAUGGACUGACCUGGUGCUGUCCCUGCUUGCCUUCCCUUGAUGCAGUCUGUACGCCCCUUUUAAGUGAAUGUGUUCUGUUUGUUUUCUUAAUUUCUUUCUUUUUCAGUAGGGAAAAAACAAAAGACUUCCUUCUGCGGAAGGAGUUGUAUUUGCACAUGGCUCAGGGAGGAACCUCCUCUGGCCGUUUCUGUUACCUCACUCAUGUAGGCCAAUUCCAUUGCUAACGUUAAAUGGCCACCCUUCCCCAACCCAAACUGCAAGAAUCAUUAGGGAAUAAAACAAACGUGCAGCUCAGCCCAAGCUGCCCCAGCAGCAUUAGGAGGUGGGAGAAAAGCUGUUGCAAAACAGCUCUAUCAGCAAUGAAGUGGAGCCUGUGCCACACUUUGCAAGCCCACCUCCCUUGGAAUAGCACUUAGCAGAGCAGAUACAGCAGCACUAACCUGACUCUUGGCCCGACGAGCUCAGAGCAGAGGGAGGAGCAGCAGAACCGUCGCAUCUCUGACCACCAGGACUGGCACUGUGUGGCUGUGGCACCUCUCUGGGCCGCCGUCACUGUCACAGCAAUUCAUCUCAUCACGCUCUCCAGGGCUGGGUAAAGCUGCUAAGCAUCCCUGGGGUGUGUUCUGCCCACCUGAGCCCCAGGCAAUCCCAAUUGCUGCCAUAAUUGCAGAUUAAUGAGGAUCUCCUCGAGGGAACAGACCAUACAGACACCCAUGGGGGUGUGCAAUUCCCUUCUGGAUUUGAGCACCGAGGGGCCUGGGAGGCAGAGGGCUGUUUGGCCACAGCCUGCAGCACUGAUGUGAACUACAGGGUGGGCUGGGGGAGGACCCGUGGUUUUGUUUUAGGAGUUGUUAAACUGUCAUCAGGUUUGCGCUGUGCGCAAAAAAACUGCAAGAAAACGAUGAUGAAAACUUACCUGGUAGAACCUAGGAAUUGUUGUAAAGGCUCUGCAGCCCAGACUCCGUGUAAGUAGCUCGUACAAUGGGAGUACGGUAUCAAUUAAAAGAGAAAUCUAUCCAACA